CUUACUUGCCUCAUCUCUACAACUUCACAUGUCUGAUUAUUUCUGUGGACAACAUUUCAAGAAAGCUCCAACACAAAUCCGCUGAACUUUAUCAUGUUUCUGUUCUCUUCACGUGUUUUUCAUCUCGUGACGACCACAGGUUACCGGAGACACUUAUUGAGACAAAAAGGAUGGAUGAUUGCUUUGAUCAUGCUCUUGUCUUUGUUUGAGAUUGUCAUCUCCCAGAACCAAAGUUAUGAUCCAGAAACAAUACAAGUCUUGCAAUUACUUUACCAAGAUGGGCAUGUGGUGAUUGACAAUGGAAUUUUCCAAUUAACUUUGUCUAAUCCUGAGGGAUUUGUGACCGGAGUCCGGUACAACGGUAUCGAAAAUGUGCUUGCCUAUACCGGCCAUGAAAAUGAUAGAGGUUACUGGGACUUAGUGUGGAACUUUCCAGGAAAGAAAACUAAAAAGACCAAAGGCACACUAGACCGGAUUGAAGCAACAAAGAUGGAAGUGAUAACGCAGAACGAUGAACAGAUAGAGAUAUCGUUUUCUAGGACAUGGAAUGCUUCUUCAAAUGUGACUGUUCCAGUGAAUAUAGACAAGAGGUUUGUAGUGCUGCGAAACUCGUCAGGGUUCUACACUUAUGCCAUCUUCGAGAGGUUACAAGGGUGGCCUGCUGUUGAAAUCGAUAAUAUUCGAUUAGCAAUUAAGCUAGACAAGGACAAGUUUGAUUACAUGGCGAUUUCAGAUGAGAGGCAAAGGUACAUGCCUCUGCCAGAUGAUAGGAUUCCGCCUCGAGGUAAGCCUCUUGCUUACCCCGAGGCCGUUCAACUUCUAGACCCUGUUGAGCCUGAGUUUAAAGGAGAGGUGGAUGACAAGUAUGAAUACUCAAUGGAGAGUAAAGACAUAAAAGUUCAUGGAUGGAUAAGCACAAAUGACUCAGUUGGGUUCUGGCAGAUCACUCCAAGCAACGAGUUCCGAUCUGCUGGUCCACUCAAGCAGUUCCUAGGCUCACAUGUUGGUCCAACCAACCUCGCUAUAUUUCAUAGUACUCACUAUGUUGGAGAAGAUCUAAUCAUGAAAUUUGAAGAAGGUGAAGCAUGGAAGAAAGUAUUUGGACCUGUCUUUAUUUAUCUCAACUCUUUCCCUAAAGAAGUUGAUCCUCUCUUGCUCUGGCUUGAAGCCAAGAACCAGACAAAGAUUGAAGAAGAGAAGUGGCCUUAUAACUUCACAAAUUCAAGUGAUUUUCCUGCUUCUGACCAAAGAGGACAUGUUAGCGGUAGAUUACUCGUUAGAGACCGGUACAUAAGCAGUGAGGAUAUACCUGCAAACGGUUCCUGCUUGGGGUUAGCUGCACCAGGAGAUGUUGGCGCAUGGCAAAGAGAAUACAAAGGUUACCAGUUCUGGUCAAAGGCGGACGAAGAAGGAUACUUUUGUAUAAACAAUGUGAGAAGUGGUCGUUACAAUCUCUAUGCAUUUGCUCCUGGAUUCAUCGGUGAUUACCACAACGAGACCGUUAUCGACAUUUCUCCAGGUUCGAAUAUAUGCCUAGGAGAGUUGGUGUAUGAACCUCCAAGAGACGGUCCAACUCUAUGGGAAAUUGGUGUACCAGACCGAACCGCUGCAGAGUUCUACAUUCCUGACCCUAACCCAAUGUUUGUGAACAAACUAUACGUAAACAGUUCUGAAAAUAAAUACAGACAGUAUGGAUUAUGGGAACGGUAUUCAGAAUUGUACCCCGAUGAAGAUAUGGUCUACGAUGUCGAUGUUGAUGAUUACUCUAAAGAUUGGUUCUACAUGCAAGUCACAAGGAAGCUAGAUGAUGGAGGAUACAACGGUACUACAUGGGAGAUCAAAUUUCAAUUUGACGAUCAAAUGGAAAAUCUUACGGGAGAUUUCAAACUGCGAAUCGCUCUAGCCACAUCAAAUGUAGCAGAGUUGCAGGUUCGGGUGAACAAUGUUUCUGUGGAUCCUCCAUUGUUUACAACGGGACAAAUAGGAAAAGAUAAUACAAUUGCAAGACAUGGUAUUCAUGGACUCUAUUGGUUAUACAGUGUGGAUGUACCAGCUUCUUCUCUUUGCCCGGGAAAUAACUCAAUAUAUCUAACCCAACCGCUAGCCAUAAGCCCAUUUCAAGGAUUCAUGUACGAUUACAUUCGUCUAGAGUAUCCUGAUUCUGUUAAUCAUAUUACUUAGACCAUAGAUUUUGUUUUCAGUCUUUACCUUAUAUAAGCUGAUUAUUCUAAAGAUAGAAAUAUACGCAUUAUUUUCUUUAUUGUUGU
Messenger RNA from Brassica oleracea var. oleracea, 2267 nucleotides. RefSeq names its product probable rhamnogalacturonate lyase B. NCBI's taxonomy places the organism in Eukaryota, Viridiplantae, Streptophyta, Magnoliopsida, Brassicales, Brassicaceae. The transcript is spliced from 14 exons. The record is from RefSeq and is a predicted model, not a curated record. Bases 94 to 2181 code for a protein of 695 amino acids. Gene Ontology annotation, molecular function: catalytic activity; carbohydrate binding. Gene Ontology annotation, biological process: carbohydrate metabolic process.